AUGUCUGCGACAACCCGCCCAAUCCGGAGCCGUGACAAGGGCUUCCGCCGCCGGCCGGCCGCUGCGGGCGUCUUGCUCGUCACCGUGAUCGCUGCUUUCGCGCUUUUUGCCCCCUUCGCACCGACCUCCGCUCGUCGCGCGGAUCGACCCGUUCUGGCCUCAAGAGGUCUGCAACAGCAACGAUUAGAUGUCGACUGCCGUGCCGUUCGCGAAGCUGCCGACCAAUGCGCCUUUGUGCUCGCCAACUGCCAAGACGACGAGGCCGGUUUGCUGCACUACCUGGCCUUCUAUUAUUGCACCUUGGGCAGUGUGAAGCCCGUCGCUUUUGCCAUUCUCGCAGUAUGGCUUGGCCUGCUCUUUACCACCAUCGGCAUCGCCGCCAGCGACUUCUUCAGCGUCAAUCUCAGCACCAUCUCCAGUGUGCUUGGGCUGAGCGAGAGUCUGGCUGGUGUCACAUUUCUGGCAUUCGGCAACGGCUCGCCAGAUGUCUUCAGCACCUUCGCCGCAAUGGGCUCUAACAGCGGGAGUAUGGCGGUGGGCGAGCUGAUCGGCGCUGCUGGCUUCAUCACAGCCGUCGUCGCCGGUUCGAUGGCCCUGGUCCGCGAGUUCAAGGUCAGCAGGCGCGUCUUCGUCCGGGACAUUAUCUUCUUUAUCGCAGCAAUUAGCUUUACUAUGGUCUUCCUGGCCGACGGAGAGCUGCAUCUGUGGGAGUGCUUCACCAUGAUCGGUUUCUAUCUCUUCUAUGUGCUGGUCGUGGUAGGAUGGCAUUGGCUCACAGUACGAAAGAGGAGGAAGCGCAUGAGAGAUGCCGCUGCCCGCGCCCACCUUUAUGGUCCCUCGGGUCGUGGCGCCGAAGAGCUGGAACCCUACCGCGAUGAGCCGGAUGAAGACGAAGCCGCGCCAGUGGGAGGUCGCUCGCGUAGCGCCCCCGAACCUGCCGAUAUCAGCGCCUUGGAACAGGGACCCCGGAUUGAGAUUGACGGCGUUGGGUUGCAGCCGUUGUCCCCUGAUAAGGACGACGAGGAGCGAGAUAUACAAGUUGCUGCCGAAAUGGCGAGCAGCAUGCGUGUUAACCGGCCCCGCUGGGGACGAAGCAACACCACCAUCACUCCGAUCCGGCCCAGUCUAGUGGGCGUACUAGAGUUUAGAGCGGUACUAUCUUCGCUACAGAAGGAACGAAAUAUGCACAUGGGUCCACUCCCGGGCAGGUCAUACACUGGUGACCUAGAAUCCCGCUCCAGUCCAGGCGAUCCUCGUGGUCGCCCGAGGACACAGUCCUUUCCGGCCCAUCCACCAGCUGACGCAAGAGAACGCGCGCUAAUAUACGGGAACGGGCUUCCCAACCUGGAGAGUGACGGUCUGCAACAGCGCCAACCUGAAGCUGCUUUGAGACCGGCAACCCGCACUAGCUCAGCAGCUCGCACCAUCGACGGAAGGCUUGCGCCGCCGCUUGGCUCGCCAGCUGAUGGCGUGACAGAUGAUUCCCCUUCAUCCAAGCAGACUCGACACCUGCAACUCCAGAUUCCCUCUCCUAGCCGACAAUCAAGCGCACAGUCGUCGCCUGCUUUGUCCCCUCUCAGAAGUGUGUCCGAGUCUCCGGCUCCUUUAACGCCCUAUCAAGAGCCGACUGCAUUUCCGUUCCCGAUUCACUCAGACGCGCACCGCCAGUCUUUCCCAAGUCUCGAUGACCAUGCAGAGCACCCCAGGCCUGUCAAGUGGUGGCCUUACCAGCUGCUGCCAGCGCCCCACGUCCUUCUCGCCACCAUCUUCCCAACCCUCCAGGGGUGGAGUGAGAAAACGCUCUGGGAUAAAUUUCUAAGCAUCGUCUCGGUCCCAAGCAUCUUCCUUCUCGUCGUGACAUUGCCGGUAGUGGAGACGGACAAUGAAAGUGGCCCGUUCGAGGCCCAUACCGCUGAUCCCCCGGAGUUCGGGCAGCCUGGAAACACUGCGCCACCCAUCUCACUAGAAACCGACGGCGAUAUACAGCCCGAGACAGAGUGGCAGGCGUAUCGGCGAAGGGCCAGAUCUGUUUCAACAAGAUCACCCCGCAGCUUGUCUCCCUCACAGCGAUUGCCGGAUAAUCCAUAUCCUUCAGACGGACAGAGUUCGGUCCCUGCGAGUGGAAAUCCGCCCUUCGACAGCCAGAUUCCGCAAACGAUGAAGCCGACAGGUUCGAACUCUUACCACACAUCAGCAUCUUCUUUGGAGCCACCCUCCGGCUGGAACCGAUGGCUUGUGGCAGUGCAGCUGUUUACUGGGCCGCUCUUCGUGGUCUUCAUUCUCUGGGCCAAUACAGCGGAAGAUCUGGAGCAACCAGGGAAGGUCUUGCUGAGACUGGUCCUGUACUCGCUUCUGGUGUCCCUUUGUCUGUUGGCAGCCCUCCUCCUGACCACCAGCGAGGAAAAGAAGCCCAAGUACCAUUUUCUUUUGUGCUUCCUCGGAUUCAUCAUCAGCGUUGCAUGGAUAUCGACCAUUGCGGGAGAGGUAGUUGGGGUCCUCAAGGCCUUUGGCGUCAUCCUGAAUAUUUCGGAAGCUAUCCUAGGUUUGACUGUGUUUGCAGUGGGUAACUCGCUGGGCGAUCUCGUGGCCGACGUCACGGUUGCCCGCUUGGGAUACCCAGUCAUGGCACUGGCUGCAUGCUUUGGGGGACCGAUGCUGAACAUUCUGCUCGGUGUGGGCAUCGGCGGUGCGUGGAUGGGCAUUGCCCGGGCCAACAAGAAGCACAAGAAGCACCCUGACUUACCGGUCCUCUACAAACCAUAUCGCAUCCAAGUUGGCGGCACCUUGAUGAUCUCGGCCAUUACACUGCUGCUAACCCUCAUCGUUCUACUCAUUGUGGUGCCAUCCAAUAACUGGUUGAUGAGCCGCAAGAUUGGCUGGGGGUUGAUUACCAUCUGGAGCAUUGGCACCAUCAUCAACCUCGUUACCGAGCUUACGGGCGUCUGGUCUGACGUUUCCUGA
Messenger RNA from Canariomyces notabilis, 2961 nucleotides. RefSeq lists its product as uncharacterized. Lineage: Eukaryota; Fungi; Ascomycota; Sordariomycetes; Sordariales; Chaetomiaceae. Gene Ontology annotation, molecular function: monoatomic cation transmembrane transporter activity. The transcript has 2 exons. The record is from RefSeq and is a predicted model, not a curated record. Bases 1 to 2961 code for a protein of 986 amino acids. Gene Ontology annotation, cellular component: membrane. Gene Ontology annotation, biological process: intracellular calcium ion homeostasis; monoatomic cation transport; transmembrane transport.